Molecule: messenger RNA, 741 nt
Organism: Arachis duranensis
Lineage: Eukaryota; Viridiplantae; Streptophyta; Magnoliopsida; Fabales; Fabaceae
Product: protein MAIN-LIKE 1-like
Exons: 3
Coding region: 1-741 (246 amino acids)
Biological process (GO): meristem maintenance; meristem development
Source: RefSeq, a predicted model, not a curated record
AUGGGGGACGAUCCGGGAAGGCUUUAUCGUUUGGAUGGAGUAGCUCAUAUCGCCGGUGUGAUCAACGACGAGGAUGUCGCAUACCAGCUGGGGUUGCCAGUCGAUGGAGAUUACGUUAGUGGUUGCCUUACCGACUUCCACCUUUACAUUGAGGGUGGGAGACCUGCUUGGCAGUGGUUCCAUGAGUUGCUCGGUGUUUUACCUCCGGAGAACCAGGUGCAGAAAUUCACAGUCAACUGCACCUGGUUUCAGGAGACAUUCGCAGAGUGUCCAGAUGGGGCAGAUGAGGAGACAGUUAGGCGAUUUGCCCGGGCCUAUAUCAUGAUGUUAUUGGGUACACAGCUGUUUGCCGACAAGUCCGGCAAUCGUAUACACAUCAGAUGGCUACCAUAUGUUGCUCGGCUUGAGGAGAUGGGUCGCUACAGUUGGGCGUUGGCGGCACUAGCAUGGCUGUACAGGUGCAUGUGCCGAGUCGCCAACAGACAUGUGGUGAAGUUAGCUGGCCCGUUACAGUUAUUACAGUCGUGGAUCUUCUGGAGGUUUCCCACACUUAGACCAUCUGGGUAUGAUGAGAUCAGCUGGCCCCUUGCCUCGAGAUGGUCUGGUUACAACCCUGGGAUUAGCAACAAGGGACCUCGGGUACAGAUGGCUCGCAUGAAGAUCGACCUGUUACAGCCUCGGCAGGUAAGGAAGCAGAACUUUUGUCAUUCUCAAGUCAUUGUUUCAGUUUAUAUCACUUAA